CACCCAUUUAAACAGCACUUCCUCUCAUAUACCUAUCACACCUACAUCCCAUCCAACUCCCUUUCCAGGUGUAUCCACACCCCUUGCUUUUCUUUACUGCCAUACCCACCCUGCACAACCACUCCCCUUAACACCUCCCCAAAGGAUUCAAUUUUUAUCUAUACAAUCUAGUUAAAACCAAUCACUUCUGUCCAAUACACUAAUUUCUCUAGAACGCUACACUCUCACCACUUUUUCCUACCCUGUAUCCUGUUAAAACCAUUCACACCUGACCCCUGUCGAAGCCUCCACCCCAAUAUUCCAUGUUUCCCAGCCCUCCAACCUCAACCAAAAUGCAGCCUUUCCAAACCACCCCUCCAGCCCUCUGCUCCCUUAAAACAUUUAACAACCCUCAAUUCCUAUUCUAGCCUACCAGUACCAUCACUCCUAUCAUUUGCAAACCUCCACCCCUUUCAGCUAUUGCAGCCUGCAUCUAUAUCAACUGUUAGUUCAAUGCUGCUUGAGAUUCUCCAGGAGAAAUAACCAGUGAAGGCGCAUAUCAGAAAGUCUGGAAUAGUGACUUUCAGAAAAUGUUUGGAAGGCAGAUCCAUGGCACCGUAUAAUAGAUGACUUGGAAAAGGGAAACCUGCAGUUGCAGAUUGGAAUAGACUGUUUGCAAAAGCCAAUUUUAAAGGGAAACUUUCAAAGGAAUUCUUGGAAGAAUCAAGAGCAACUACAGGAAAGCCAAAAAAAACAGUGCUGGGGCUCCUAAGAAAAGCAUACAUUAGAAUUGACAAAUAUUGGCAUUGCCAUCACCUGUGUCCCAUGAUCUUCAAUAUAUUGUCUGCAUUGUGUCAGUCAUGAAUGUGUGAACUUCAGGAGAAGAACAAAAUAUGCUUGAUGUACAGGGCAGGUAAUUGUGGAACAUCCUGGUGGACUAACCAAUAGUGAGACCGGCUCAUGCAUGUUCAGCGGAGGAACAUUUGGGUUUUCAGAUGGCGGUUGUUAUAUGGGGGACUGGCAGGAUGGUCGGGCACAUGGUUAUGGAGUGUGCAAAGGUCCUACAAGACAGGGGGAAUACAGUGGCCUCUGGAGUAAUGGCUUUGAGUCUCUGGGAGUUUACACCUGGCCAAGUGGAAACACAUAUCGUGGAUACUGGGACCAAGGCAAGAGAAACGGGCUUGGAGAGGAGCACAAAGGUCGUUGGCUGUACAGGGGCGAAUGGACACAUGGUUUAAAGGGGAGGCUUGGUGUGAGAGAGAGUCUGUCUGGAGCAAAAUAUGAGGGACUAUGGACAGAUGGACAGCAGGAUGGAUAUGGGAUGGAAACUUACUCAGAUGGAGGUACAUAUCAAGGACAAUGGCAAUCCGGUAAGCGCCAUGGUUAUGGAGUGCGUCAAAGUGUUCCCUACCAUCAGGCUGCCCUCCUACGCUCCCCUCGUACACCAACACUCAGUUCCUUGCCUCACUCCCCUGAUACCCACUGCCCCACUGUUCCUAGUCUUCUUCCGGGAAGCCCAGCCUCUGGAUCCCGAGGGGGAUUUGUCUUGAAAGUCAGAGGGGUUGGUUCAGAAUCUCAUGGACCUGGUAGUGGUGGAAAGCCCAAAAAAAGGAGCUUCUUCUUUUCACGCUCGCUCAUUCUAAGUGGGUUUCGAUUGCAUCGAGGGUCUGAUAAUAAGACUCCCUCAAGUGGUCGAGACAGCCAACGUAGUUCCCUGCGAAGUGAGUCAAGGGGCGCUGGGGGUUCAUUGGGCUCUAGUGCUAGUCAAGAUGGUUCUAGUGCAAGUGUGGCGGACACAGACCCAGAGUUGCCAAUAGCUGCUUGGGAGACCGAGAUAUUUGCAGGCGAGUGGAGAAGUGACCGACGCACUGGUUAUGGUGUCAGCCGCAGGUCUAAUGGACUCUGCUAUGAGGGAGAAUGGCUGAGGAACCGCCGACAUGGUUAUGGUAGGACAACCUUUCCUGAUGGCUCACGAGAAGAGGGCAAGUAUAAGAUGAAUAUACUAACCAGUGGCAAAGUUAAAAGUCUGUUCCCACUAAGAAGAGGCAAAGGUCGAGAGAAGGUGGAGAGAGCAGUAGAAGCUGCAAGAAGAGCAGAGGGUACUGCCAGACAGAAACAGGAAAUGGCAGUGGCCAGUGCUGCAGAUGCCCGCCUUCAAGCUGACGCAGCAUCUGUAGCUGCUCAACAGGCUCUGGAAGCUUCUCGAGCUGCACAGAUUUUGUCUCAAGACCUAGAAGAAUUGCUGGAGACACCAAGUUCCCUUUGUGUGCAGGAUGGAGAGGAGAUCAUAGCGGAGGAAGGUAUACCAUGGCUUUUGCAGUGUCCACAGUUGAGUCAUGAUGCAACCCCUUUAUCUGAUGGAACCCCUGAGCCCAGCUUGCCUCCCAGUCAUCCUGAUACCCCACCUGGUUUCAGUUGCACCCAACACCCGGAAGCAACUCUAUGCCCGCCAAUUCAGGAAGAGGAAGAUAACUCCACUGAGGUGGGAACCCCUGUGCACCUUCCUGAUCACUCACAAGAACAAAUGCUGCCUGAGUCCCACCCUCCCACGGGACUGAACAAUCCCAAAUCCAGCAUUGACUCUGUGGGAGAAGUUGAUUUGGGGGAGAUAAUAGAGUCUCCCCAAAAAACAAGUAUGCAAACGGAUGCUGACCCUCUUGUGGUGGCUAUCGUGCUGUUUAUUGAUGUCUCGCUCGCAUUCCUCAUCUCGUAUUUUCUGACAUGAUGAGAUGAAGGAGUGUCCCUUUUCUGACACUCACUCGCACUCUGUCUCUCCUUCUCUACCUCUCUUCCCUGAUGUUUACAUAUAAAGGGCUCUAUCACUUUCUAUCAUGCUCUAUUUCAGUCUCUCUCUUGCUCUCUCUGUCUUUUUUGAUUUGAGAAGCAGUCUCCUUAAUAGUACAAAGUCAAUAUGGUCUAUGACUGUUCAAUAUUCACCUUCCUUUUAUCUCCGUCUUUCUGUCUUUUGUUAUAUAAUCCUCCUCUGUUGUAGCCUCUCUUUACUUAAUGUUUCUCUGUGUUCUCCUCUUCCUCUCUCUUUAUCGUAUCUUCUUUCAAGGAAUGUAAUGAUCCUGUUCAGCAUAUCUGCAAGAUUUUGCCUUUGCAGAGUAACAAAGCCUCCUACCCAGCAUUCCUUUUCUUUCCUUUGCCUCCCACUCUUGCCUUAUGCUCUUUGAUAUAUUGCCUUCAACCAUUCUUUGAUGCAUCACUCAGUCCCUCUUUGCCAAUCCAUUUAAUAUCCUGUGUGAUCUUACACAACUCUCACCUUUAAUUGUCCCAAAUCCUUGCCCAGCGCUGCCCUGGUUAUGCAUUGUGCCUGCUUUUUUCUACAGAUGUACAGUUUCUUUCUUGCUAUGAUGCCUGAAUUCUCCUGCCCGUUCCCUCCUAGCAACUGAAUUGUGCACCCUCUUACCUAAAGCUUGAUUUCCCAGUCAGAGCAUGCACUUCAUUCCUAUUUUUGUAGCAGUAUUUUGCCUUCUUAUGGAAAUGCAAAAAAAAGAAAAAAACCUAAAAAAAAAAAUAAUAAAAGAAAAAGCUGGAAUAAUAAAAUGAAUAAAAUACUAAUAU
Xenopus laevis (African clawed frog) is the source of this 3546-nucleotide messenger RNA. It is a transcript of the gene jph4.S, whose product is annotated as junctophilin 4 S homeolog. Lineage: Eukaryota; Metazoa; Chordata; Amphibia; Anura; Pipidae. The transcript has 6 exons. Gene Ontology annotation, biological process: regulation of synaptic plasticity. Gene Ontology annotation, cellular component: endoplasmic reticulum membrane; plasma membrane; junctional membrane complex. Bases 944 to 2704 code for a protein of 586 amino acids. The record is from RefSeq and is a predicted model, not a curated record.